CUUAUCUUCCCACCCCCCGACACUUUAGAACCCUGCCGUCCUCACUGCCCAGUAAUCAGAGAAGAAGCAUGGCAGCCACACUCAGCCUCCUCAGACUCCCCAUGCUUCCCCCAAAGCCUACUGGUUGCCUCUCAAAAAUCCAACAAAGUUCAUCAAUCCCAACAAAACCCAGCAAUGGCAAGGGCUCAACAAAGGUCCUCAUAACCACCAUUGACCGCCUUAAGUCAACUUCUUUCCCUCUCACAGCUCUCACAUUGCCAUUUUUGCUGGACACCAAGGAUGCACUUGCUGCAGAUGGGGAGUUUGGGAUAUUUGAGGGAAGGACAUUUGCUCUGAUACACCCAAUUGUGAUGGGAGGGCUGUUUGUGUACACGUUGUGGGCAGGUUACUUGGGUUGGCAAUGGAGGAGAGUGAGGACAAUCCAGGAAGAAAUUAAUGAGCUCAAGAAGCAGGUGAAGCCUACCCCUGUCACACCUGAGGGGACUCCAGUCGAAGCUCCCCCAUCCCCUUUUGCACUCAAAAUUCAGCAGCUCACUGAGGAAAGGAAGGAGUUGGUGAAAGGAUCUUACCGGGAUAAACAUUACAAUGCAGGAUCAAUAUUGUUAGCUUUCGGAGUUUUUGAGUCGGUUGGUGGAGGACUUAACACAUGGUUGAGGACAGGAAAGCUAUUUCCAGGCCCCCAUUUGUUUGCCGGGGCAGCUAUCACGGUGCUAUGGGCAGCAGCGGCGGCUCUUACGCCUGCAAUGCAAAAGGGAAGUGAAACAGCCAGAAACCUUCACAUUACGCUGAAUGUGAUAAACGUUCUUCUUUUCGUGUGGCAAAUACCUACUGGAUUGGAGAUAGUUCUGAACGUGUUCAAGUUCACUAAAUGGCCCUGAAUUGCAGACAUUCCAAAGGGUGAGGAUAUUAGUUUAGCUACCAUCUGCGAUUGCAAACCUAUGUUCUUUCCCUUUUUUCCUCUGCUAAUUUUGAUAGCCUUGUACCCAAAAUUAUCUUCGUUAAGCGCUAAGAAUUACUUUUAAGCGUCGGAUGCUGUGUCCAUUCCAGUUAAAUAUUUGCAUAUGUUAAAGAGAAUUUAAUUCUA
Messenger RNA from Pyrus x bretschneideri (Chinese white pear), 1084 nucleotides. RefSeq lists its product as uncharacterized. Bases 69 to 878 code for a protein of 269 amino acids. Gene Ontology annotation, cellular component: chloroplast thylakoid. NCBI's taxonomy places the organism in Eukaryota, Viridiplantae, Streptophyta, Magnoliopsida, Rosales, Rosaceae. The record is from RefSeq and is a predicted model, not a curated record. The transcript is spliced from 4 exons.